Messenger RNA from Adineta ricciae, 1161 nucleotides. Lineage: Eukaryota; Metazoa; Rotifera; Eurotatoria; Adinetida; Adinetidae. The record is from the annotation of a GenBank genome assembly.
AUGGCUCGCCAAUGGUUCAUUUCGACGCUAAUAAACAGGUGUAGUGUGAAACUAUCAUCGUUAUUCUAUCUAUUGAUAUUACUAUUGGUCAUUGUGGCAGCAUUUUGCAUUAAGUUUGGACCGAAUGUUCAGAAAUCAACAGCGCAUCCCGUAUUCAUCUUUACUUCAUCACGGAGACCUACAACGGCAACAAUAACGACCUUUCCAUCACCACAACUGACCAAUAAAGACUGUAAGAGACUUGAUUUUGAGGGACUUCGCCUUGCGAAUUCAACUAAUCCAAUUCCUCCAAUAUACGAUUUUUUUAUUUUCAAUGACGAAUUGGAUCUGCUCGAAAUACGUCUGUACGAGUUGUACAAUUAUGUAACUCUUUUUCUCAUUGUGGAAAGUGAAAUAACACUAUCGGGUAAACCGAAACGAUUGUAUCUCAAAGAAAAUUGGCAAAAAUUCAAUAGAUAUCAUGAGAAAAUGCGUCGAUUCGAGGUCGAGUUGGAUCAAUUUCCAGAAACCCAAUGGUCCAACGAAUUCACAUUGAGAGAUGAUGGUCUUCGCAUUGCUCUUCAAAACCGUUCAGGAGAUAUUAUUCUACUCACAUCUGACGUUGAUGAAAUACCUACAGCUCACUUUUUAAAUGCUUUAACUUCGUGUGAGUUAUCAAAUCCAUUUCAACCACUGGUACUUAUCUGUGCCUAUUAUUACUAUUCAUUUGAAUUCCGACGUGGUACGACAGAAGGUGCAACUGUCACUUUCUUGACUUUGGAUCCUGCGGAACAAGCUCAGACGAUCUCUGGCAAAACUUUACGUGAUAAUCGCUUCAGUUUUCAACGUAUGCCAAGUUCUUGUUAUCAUUGUUCAUGGUGUUUUGAUCGGAUCAACUUAACACGCAGUAAACUGGGCUCGUUUUCUCACACGGAACUGAAUAGACCGGAGUAUCAAACGCAGGACCACAUACUCGCUCGGUAUCGUGAAGGAAAAGAUCUGUUCAAUCGGGCUAGUGAAGUGUAUGUACAUUUGGACGAAAAUGAUGAAAUUCCUGAAUUAGUCAAAGCACAGCGAGAUCGGUUUGCUUAUUUGUGGAAUAGAACUACGCUAGUGAAUGUAGGUUUUCGAGAUGUGACCGUCGACGGCAUUAAUGUAAAUAUGAAAAAUGGAACGAGAUAA